Messenger RNA from Pistacia vera, 917 nucleotides. RefSeq names its product myb family transcription factor PHL5-like. The transcript is spliced from 7 exons. Gene Ontology annotation, molecular function: DNA-binding transcription factor activity; DNA binding. The record is from RefSeq and is a predicted model, not a curated record. Bases 83 to 796 code for a protein of 237 amino acids. Lineage: Eukaryota; Viridiplantae; Streptophyta; Magnoliopsida; Sapindales; Anacardiaceae.
GAGGUUUUGUCUUCACAACCAACACACACAGAAAGCUAUCCAACUCUUGAGCACGGAAAUUUACAUUACUCAAACACAAGCCAUGGAGCAAGAAGGAGGAGGAUCACAACAACAUCAACAAAACCUGAAGCCUUUGCAGGAUUUGGCUACUGUUAUUUAUCUAAACAAUGAUCAAAGCGACAUCAAUUUUCAACAACAAUAUGGUCAGCAACUUGGAGAAACUCCUGCUACUUCAGGAGAGAAUUUUUCUGGAAACUUUACAGAGCAAGACACCUUGGAAUCUGUGGUGAAGCCUCACUUAUUUUCUGGGAACUUUUCCCGCAAUUUUCCUGGAACUGGCCUUCCUUAUACUCCUGAUAGCAGCCAAAAUAUGAUCAAAGAAAGCUUAUUUCGUCCGCAAGAAAUGCAGUCUUCUGAGUUUGUUUCAAUUGCUUCAAGUAAGAAACGAAUAAGAUGGACUCAGGAUCUCCACGAAGAGUUUUUGCAGUGUGUUUAUCACCUUGGAGGGGCUGAUAAGGCAACACCAAAGGCAAUAUUCAAACUGAUGAAGAAACCAAGUGAAUUCACCAUCACUAAUAUCAAAAGUCAUCUCCAGAAAUAUCGAUCAGAAAACUGCAUGUCAAAUUCUGCACAAGAAAGAAGUAUCGAAGAAGGAGAUUGUAUUAGUGAUAUACCACAACUUUACAGUAAAACUGGCAAGCAAAUCAGGGAGGCAUUGCAACUGCAGAUGAAUAUACAGAAGCAGCUUCAUCAACAGUUAGAGACAGAUUCAAAGAGAUUUACAGCAGUUGAUUGAGGAACAAGGGAAGCAAGUGAAGAAGAUGGUUAUGGAGAAGCAAUUAAAAGCAAACAAAUUAAAUACAAGUUGAUACUUUGAAUUGAUGCAUCAUUAAUGAAAAUAAUCUAAUGUAAUGUAA